Molecule: messenger RNA, 2617 nt
Organism: Botrytis cinerea B05.10
Lineage: Eukaryota; Fungi; Ascomycota; Leotiomycetes; Helotiales; Sclerotiniaceae
Gene: Bcscw11
Product: Bcscw11
Exons: 2
Coding region: 200-2233 (677 amino acids)
Biological process (GO): cell wall organization
Cellular component (GO): cell surface; extracellular region; fungal-type cell wall
Molecular function (GO): 1,3-beta-glucanosyltransferase activity; glucan endo-1,3-beta-D-glucosidase activity
Source: RefSeq, a predicted model, not a curated record
GUUAUCGACGUUGUUGUUGUGAAUACCUUCAUUUUGCCAAUCUUCACAUUCCCUUCAUCGCCGAACAAAUACCUCUACCGCUUCACUCUUUCAGCGGGCAUUCUUUACGAGCAAUUUCACGGACAUAUCGAUCGUGUGGGAGGAUAUCAUCCAAUCAAAAUUCGAUUCUUAAUAUACAAUAUAAUCUACCAUAUACAAGAUGAAGGCCGGAGUUCUCGCAGUCGCGGCUGCUAUUGCAGGUGGUGUUAAUGCCAGAGACCUUGGAAGGAGACAUGGUCAUCAAGAUUUCCAUGAGAGAGGAUUAUUAGCAACCCCAUCGGAGUCUUGUGGUUGCACCACUGUUUGGUCUACCGUCACUGGUGAACCUCAAUUAUACUUUCCACCAGCUCCAACCGCUGCUUCUAGUUCAGCCGUAGCACCACCACCAUCGUCAGCAACAUCUCUUGAAGGCGUUUCAUCUGUCCCAGUAGCUUCUGCUCCAGGCUCAUCCGCACCAGCACCAUCCGCACCAGCACCAUCUGCUCCAGCAGCUUCUGUUCCAGGAUCAUCUGCUCCAGCACCAUCUGCUCCAGCAGCUUCUGUUCCAGGAUCAUCUGCUCCAGCACCAUCUGCUCCAGCAGCUUCUGUUCCAGGAUCAUCUGCUCCAGCAUCGUCAGCUCCAGCCACUUCCCAGGGGGUCUCAACUGUUCCUACUUCUCCAGCUUCAACUGCCCCAGCCGUUGUCCCCACUCCUUUGGCAACCACGUGCCCAACUCCAGGUGUCUACACCAUCCCAGCCACAACUGUGACUUUGACUGAGUCCACCACUGUCUGUGGUGCUACGUCAACUGGUCUUCCAUCUGCAGGAACUUACACCGUUGGAGGUGUCACCACUGUCGUAACCACCGCCACAACAGUUGUAUGCCCAUACGCUGCUGUCUCAACUUCAGAAGGUGUUGUUACAAGCACCAUCUUGACCACCACCUAUGUAUGCCCAUCCGCAGGAACAUACACCAUCAACCCAUUAACCACCACCGUUACUGAGCCCGCCGUUUGGGUUUACCCAACCCCUGCUUCCUAUGCUCCAGGAACAUACACACAACCUGAAGUUGUCACCACCAUUACCGAAACCAAUGUGGUUAUCUUCUGCCCUUACUCUUCAUCCGCUACCACGAUUGUUGAUGCAACAUUACCAGCUAGCACACCUGCCCAGGCCACUUCUGCUCCAGCCCCAGUUACAACUUCUGUCGUAGUCCCAGUCGCAACACCAAGCACUAGCUCAGUUUAUGUUGCUCCAUCCUCAAGCGCUGUCUAUGUUGCUCCAUCCUCAAGCGCUGUAUCCGUUGUCCCAUCUUCUUCCGUCGUCCCAUCAUCUUCCGUAGUUGCAUCUUCCGUUGCAUCUUCCGUUGCAUCUCCAUCUGCCUCCUCCACUUCCACUUCCUCUGCCGGAAAUGGAGGUAGUGUAGGAAGCUCUGGAAGCCAAUGGGCCAUGACUUAUUCCCCAUACCAAGAUUCUGGAGCUUGCAAGACCGCUGCAGAAGUUUCCGUUGAUAUCGCACUCAUUGCCUCCAAGGGUUUCACUGCCGUCCGUAUCUACAGUACCGAUUGCUCCGGACUCGAGAACGUCGGUAACGCUGCCAAGAUUGCUGGUAUCAAGAUGAUCGUCGGUAUCUUCAUUAGUGAGACCGGAUGUUCCGGAGCAGCCAGUCAAGUCACCGAACUUAUUGCAUGGGGACAAUGGUCUCUCGUUGAGCUCAUCGUUGUUGGUAACGAGGCCAUCUUUGGUGGACACACUACCGCCUCUGAACUCGCCGGAUUCAUCAGCUCCUCCCGAUCAUCCUUCGCAAGUGCCGGAUACACUGGUCAAAUCACCACCACUGAGCCUCUCAACAUCUGGCAAGAAAACACCAGUGUUCUCUGUGGCGCCGUCGACAUCACUGGUGCUAACCUUCACCCAUUCUUCAACGCUGAAGUCACUGCCGAAAAUGCUGGUAAAUUCGCCCUCUCCCAACUCGAGCUCGCCGAUGCUAUCUGCCCUGGUCUUACUGCCAUCAACCUCGAGUGCGGAUGGCCUUCUGCUGGUACCUGUAACGGACUUGCUUGCCCAGGUGAGCAAGAGCAAAAGACUGCCGUUGCUAGUAUCAUCUCGUCGUGUGGUGGACGUGCCGCUAUCUUCUCCUACACCAACGACCUCUGGAAACAACCAGGUGGAUUCGGCUGUGAGCAAAGUUGGGGUUCCAUCCAUCUUUUCUAGAUGACUUGUUAAAUAAGGGAUUGAAAUAUAUAUACAUGACAAGAUAUUAAUUUAUAUGAUAUAUUUCCUUUGUUUUUCUAGCAUCGCAUUACAGAAGUAUGGCAUGACCACGGCAUCCAACUUUUACGAAUGGAACGGGGAUAAAUUAAAAAAUACUUGAAGGAUUGGGGCAUUUUUUCUAUGUUAUUUUUUGGAUCUUGGAUAUUUAGCACUUUUGGCUUGGGAGAAGCGGUUGGAGUAGAGGUUGAGAAAUGGGCUUUGCAUCUCUGCAAUUUUGCAUGCACUGUGCUUUAGGCAGAUUACAUUACUAUAUACAAUACUUACAUUAAUUACUCAUAAGUGGAUAUGGCGAAUGCCAAAAUCAAAUUCAGACUCAGAUUUGGA